CUGUACUGACAGUUCGAGUAAUUGCAAUUAGAUUUUUGUUGUCACUCUUGUCAUUUUUUUUUGUCUGCAACAAACCGAACCGAACAACAAAACGGAAUAUUUUUCCAUUGAUUUGCGUAUUAAUUAAAACACCAGCACCACAAUGGCAGAGGAAAAUGAAAAUCCAACUGAGAAAUUAGAAGAAACCGCCGAAACUUCUAGUAAACCGGAGGAGAAAAUGUUCACUUUAAAGAAAUGGAAUGCAGUUGCUAUGUGGAGUUGGGAUGUUGAGUGUGAUAUUUGUGCUAUUUGCAGAGUUCAAGUCAUGGACGCUUGCUUACGUUGCCAAGCCGAAAACAAACGUGAAGUACUUGGCCGUCAAGAUUGUGUUGUUGUUUGGGGCGAAUGCAAUCACUCCUUCCAUCAUUGCUGCAUGUCAUUGUGGGUUAAACAAAACAACCGCUGCCCAUUGUGCCAACAAGAAUGGUCCAUUCAACGAAUGGGCAAAUGAGUGUCACUUAAAAUAAAACAAACACUAAAACUAAACCAAUCACUCUUGCAGCAUGAUCUCAACAAAUCCGUUACAGAAAUGUUGCACAUGCGCUUAUCCCGCCAUGUCUUCAAUAAAAUAUAUUAAAAAAUUAUAAUAAAUCUUAUAAUAAUAAAUUAAAGAAUUAAUAGCAAGUUAAAUUUAUAUACAAAAUAAAAACAACUAAAAUAAAAUCUCAGCCAACUCAAACAAUUCAAAACAGCAAUAAAAAUAAUUAAGUUGCAUCACCAGAGAAAAGUUAGAAUUUAAGAUGAAAUUAAAUGUUAUGGCCGCUAGUGAAUUGCAGUUUUUUUUUCUAAUUUAUUUUAUUUUGUUUAUAAAUGAUAUCUACAGUUUAUUGCAUUUUGAUUUUCUUUAAUUUUAACAAAGCAGAAUAACAUCCAUUGAAUAAAGUAUAUGAUUAUGGUGCAACCUUAAAAUUAUGUGACAACUUGUA
This is a messenger RNA of Eupeodes corollae, 965 nucleotides long. It is a transcript of the gene Roc2, whose product is annotated as RING-box protein 2. Lineage: Eukaryota; Metazoa; Arthropoda; Insecta; Diptera; Syrphidae. Gene Ontology annotation, cellular component: Cul5-RING ubiquitin ligase complex; nucleus. Gene Ontology annotation, molecular function: ubiquitin protein ligase activity; zinc ion binding; cullin family protein binding. The record is from RefSeq and is a predicted model, not a curated record. Gene Ontology annotation, biological process: ubiquitin-dependent protein catabolic process; protein ubiquitination. The transcript is spliced from 3 exons. The coding region runs from base 143 to 490 and encodes 115 amino acids.